Polypterus senegalus (gray bichir) is the source of this 5854-nucleotide messenger RNA. RefSeq names its product SLX4 structure-specific endonuclease subunit homolog (S. cerevisiae) (gene slx4). The transcript is spliced from 14 exons. Gene Ontology annotation, cellular component: nucleus; Slx1-Slx4 complex. Gene Ontology annotation, molecular function: enzyme binding. Bases 1266 to 5795 code for a protein of 1509 amino acids. Lineage: Eukaryota; Metazoa; Chordata; Cladistia; Polypteriformes; Polypteridae. The record is from RefSeq and is a predicted model, not a curated record. Gene Ontology annotation, biological process: DNA replication; meiotic DNA double-strand break processing; interstrand cross-link repair.
GUCGUUUGUGUUUGGAAGUCGAAGUCAGUGAGCUGAGCGCAGGAAAAUCAAAGAAAACGUUCGAAUUCGAGCGCCAGGGGCUCGGACGUAUGGACAGCCGCCUCACCCGCACACUUUCACGGUCGGUGCACGUUGACCAUGAGUGCUGCUCAAUGGUUUGUCUUGUUCAGUUUCACUGUCGGUGCUGAGCGUUUGCGCCGACUGUUCGUGCCGCUUCUUCGUUCCUUGUAUUGCUUUAUUAGUUUUCGGCGGCCCCUUCUUGUUCUCCCCCCUCGUUCGCCUGUCUGUCGACUGUAUUUACGCACCCGGUAAUCGAAUUAUUAUUUUAUCGUGCCUGCUUAUUUGGUGAAUCGGUGCUGCCGAACAGCCAGGCUUCCCUGUGCAGGCCUGCAUAAAGACGGCGUCGGCGUGGCACCUCGUAAUGCUCCGAGAAUUGAGCGGCGUGGCUCCCCCGUCCGGAUGGAGUUUGUACCUUCUAAAGUGUUGAAUUCGGGUCCGCAUUGCCCGCGUGUGGUUGCUGCCCGCCCUGUGCCCAGUUCAACGGGCAGGUCUCCGAGUCUCCUUCUUUAGGGUGGGCUUACAAAGGAGAAGAAGACUGAAAUCCCAGUACAAAACUCCAAAUUACCAGUCCGACGAGGGGCUGAGCCCAGGCCUUCGCAGGGAGCUGUUGACAUGGCGUGGUAAACGAGGCACCAGUCGGUCUUCAUGUAGCGCCUUUCACACCGAGGUGAAUAAAGGCGAGUAUUGGGGGUCCCCGUUUGAGUGCUUGGCACAGACUGCAGUGUAGCCCCCGGUGGGUUUGCUCCCAGCAUGCACUGCAGUGACAGUGUCAGUCAGUCAGUCGGGCCUUUGCCACGGGGUGGGGAGCCGUGCCCAGUUGGCUUUGUUCCUCGUCUUUCUGGUGCCGAUUGGCAGCUGCGUGUCGUGCCACACGUCCCAUGCCACACGUCCCGUGACGACUCUUGGAGGGAGUUUGCGGUGGGCCGGGAGACGUUGCUGUCAGAGAUGCCCCACUGCCGGGUCCGUCUUGUUAUGCGGGACCCCAGAGAGUGGCGCUGACAGGACGUGGGUGUUUGAGCGGGUCGCUGCGAUUAGGCGAGUGCCAGGAGCUGCUGGCGCCCCUUUAUUUAUGCUCGGGUGUGCUGACCGUUGGAGGGACCCUCGGCCUGAAGUGCUCAUGUUUGAUGUGACGAUGGCCGGGACCACCGUUUGUGUUCUUCUUCCCGCAGAUGUGAUCUCGCGUGAGCGGCAGGUCGAGAGCCAAGAUGGAGAACUCGGACGACGAAUUUGCUGAUCUCAGCAGCCGUUUGUUAAAGAGAAAUAAAAAGCAGGAAGGGAAUGGGAAUGCCAGCCACACAGCGGAGGAGAAGUGCAGGGUGGCCAGGAAGACCAAGAGGACCGCCAAGGCAGGACCUCCAGAUAAGCCUCCGAGCGUCCAGCCGCACAGUCCCAGCGGGCAUCGGCCGGAAAGCCGUGGCGUCUUAGGUGCAGGACCCCGAGUGAAGGACCUCGUGCUGCAGAGGAUGCAGAAGUUCAGGAGGCCAAAGCCAGAGAAGCUGACGGCGGAGGGCGAGUCUCCGGGCACAAGUCAGCAGAGCGAUGAGGCCCUGGCCCGAGCGAUCCAGAAGAUCCUGGACAUGGAAGGCACGGAGGACGGUGGGCAGAGUCUCGAGGGUCUCUUCUGCCACAUCUGCCAGAAGGACCUGUCGGCCAUGAACUGCACGCGCCGAGCUCAGCACAUAAACAGGUGUCUCGAUCAGAGCGAAGCAAAGCCGGCGAUCCCGGGGUGUCCCAUCUGUGGAAGACGAUUCACUUCUUUGAAAAGCCGCGCGGCCCACCUGAAGAGCUGCGCCACAGCGAUGGCGGUCCCGACGUCGGCCUUGAUCGAGGCUGUGCAGCAACAGGCCAAGGAGCGGCUGAGCGGCGGCACCAGAGAGGGUCUUACAGGUGGUCAGGUCAAAAGAAAGGGCACAACGGGCAUCCGACGGCCGACAAAGAAGAUGAAAAGAAAAGAGGAGCCAAUGGACGAGAACACGAUGGUGGCGCUGGCGUUGUCGCGCUCGCUGAUGGAGCAGGACAUGGCACCGGCAAUCGACGGGCAGCUGCCCACCACAAAGCUGUGGAAGCCUCUGGAUAGUGCAGAUAAGAAGCCGCGUAAAAAGCGCCCGGCGGCGGCAGCGCCACCUCCCUUACUGCUGACACGAGAUCCAGAAGAAGCGUUCCGGAGAAUCCAAGAGCGAGCGACGGCUUUACUCCUCCGUGAGAGGGCACAAAUCAACAGCACCCCGCCACUGCCUGCCAGUCACGUGUCCUGGGACCAUGGGAAGAGCCGCCUGUGGGAUCGGAGUGCCUUAAGUGGCCAUGGUGGUCUUCAGGAUUUCUAUACCACUACGCUGCUGCCAGCGGUCAGGCCAUGGAGCUCAGUCCAGCGUCAAACGGAAGAUGACGUGAAAGGAGCGGGUGGCAGUGAUGCCAGUGCAGAAUGUGGUGUGGCACCCGCCACUGGCCUUGGGGGCCCUGAAGGCCUCGUGACUGACCCUCCUUAUCCAUUCGCUCACCAAACUGUUUGCGCCAGUCAGAGUUCACAGAGCCAGCAAGCCCUGCGUGACCUGAUGGAGCUCGCCGAGGAAGGGCUCAGCUUGAGCCAGGGGGACCCGAGCGUAUUUGCCCGGAGGUUGGGCGCCUCCUCGGGGAGCUCAGGUCGGGACGCCGGGCCUUCUGUCAAGCUGACGUCACAUCCGGGGGCUUCCUGUGCCCGUCGAGGCUCUCAGGACUUGUUGGCGCUGCGUAAGCUGGCUUCGGACCUCGGUGGGAUGAUCAACAACCCUCAGCUGAGUGACGUCCAGUUCCAGACGGACUGUGGUGGGCUGCUGUUUGGCCACUUGUUCCUGCUGUACGCACGAUGCCCGAAGCUGGUUGAGGCGGUUAACGAAGACGGAUUCUUGGUGGAAGAGGAGGGUCUGCCGCAGUCGAGACGCCUUUUGUUAAGCGGGGUCUCUGUGGACGCCAUGAGGGACUUCCUCGCUUACCUGUACACCGCCCAGGUCUCCAUCGGCAGGACCACCCUUGAUGAGCUGAGGGGGCUCGCUGUCAGGUUCGGCGUGGAUGACCUCCUGGAUUUGUGUGCAGCCUUGGCCGCUGGAGGAGGAGAUGACGAUGACGAAGAAGAAGAAGUAGUAGUGCCGGAGGUGUCCAUGCAUGAGGAGGAGGACGAGGAGCCUCGACGUGACUGUGAAUGUGGAGAGGAGAACUUCAGGGAGCUGCUGCGCUCCAUGUGGGUGAAUGAUGAUGAUGAUGAUGAUGACCGUGAGUCAUGUGACCUUUAUGGCCGGCCUAAGCCGGACACGAUCACUGAAGAGGAAGACCAUCGGGACAAUGAGCGGGUGAAUGACGAGGAGCUGGAAGAGAUCUACGAGUUUGCUUUGACGCAGCGCAAGACGAUGGGCACGUUGGCAGUUAGUGACGAAGAGGACGGAGUGCCGAGUAAAAUCUGUGAGGGCAAUGAAGAGCCACGUCAAGGAAAAUCUCCAGCCGAAAAUGAACUACGGCUGCUGACUUUGGAGCUCAGUCUGAGCUUAGAAGAUGGCUGCCAAGGCCCGAGCGGGCACAUUCAGCCGAGCCCAGAGGAAGGGCUGUGCCGCCUGACCAGUGCUGAAGUGUCCCUCGCGGGCGCCAAUCGCAGCUCUUCAGGUGGCGCUGAUGGGGACCAAAGCCAUGAGGGGCCCGUCCAGGAGUCGUCACGUUCUGAGGCUCGAGACAAGUUCAGCUCCCGCACCCCUGCCAGGCCUGGCGAGGACUCGAUGCCCGGCAGUCGGGCGUCAUCGCUCGUAGAUCUUUCCGGUGGCUCCCCUUUAAGUCUGCCGGUGUUAGGCCUCUCACCCGUGACUCCGCCGAAACCGGGCGAGCGUUCAGCAGCUGCCAAAACACGAAUAGGCGACAGUCCGGUGAUGCCCACAAACACACGAGUGCCGCUCUUCAGCAUCUGUUCCAGCCCGGUAACUAAAGCGAAGCCCCCUAGCAACACCGAAGGCCCGCCGUCCCCGUUACGUUUCAAGCUGGGAUGCCCGACUUCCCCAAUCGCUAGCCGUGGCAUGAGGUCGACGUGGAGCCUGUCUGUGCCCUCAGAAGAUGAAGUAAUUGUCCUGUCCGACUCGGAUGAAGAGGCAGAGGAUGGCAAAGAGCGGCAGGGGUCCAAAUCCAACUCUCCAGUGCUGAAAGUCCAACAGCGAGACGACGAAAGCCGCAGCACGUGGACCCCCGAGCGGCCACAGGCCGGUGUAUGGAUGAGAGAGAGCCAGUCGGGCAGCAGGCGGAGUGGCGCAACCGAUGCCAGCCUCGGUGACAACACCAGUGUUGAUACCUCCUGGCUGAUCCCAGCCACUCCGGUGCCCACCACCGCCAGAGCAGUCCAGUGGUCUGCGAGGGCACCGAGUUUACUGAAGAGCUCUGCUGACGUGACGGGACACGGCUCGGUGUGGGCAAGGGGAUGCGAGGUGGGCCGAGAGUGCCCCGUUCAGCAAUCUCCAUCUGGUGACCACUUGGACACAAACAAUGGCAGCUCAUGUGGCACCUCGGAGGGUAGACACAUAACCAAUGUGACACUUGGAAGUAGGGCGACGUUGGCAGAAUCUCGACGCACGAUGAACUCGUCCAGCAUAGGAGAAGACGAAGGACCAGCAGGCUGCAAAAACUGUCACGCCAGUGAAAGUCCAGAGGUCUUCGAGGCCGAUUGUGACAACGAUGGCCGCUGGCAGACUUGUGGGGAGGCCCAAGCAGAAAGCCCACCGGUGCAGAACGCCAUGGAAGAGGCGGAUGAGAGCUUCUGUCUGAUUGGCGAGCCCCCUCUGCCCUUUGACGAUGAUGGUGGCUGGGACGCCAGCGAGGGCCUGGGCAACGUGGACGAUGGCACCCCGAGUAGUCGCUACAGCGAGGAGGAAAGAGUGGGGGCUCUCGGCGUGAGGAGGUCACCUGCCAGGGGCGAUGCCAGGCUUUGGGAGGAAGAGUCUUCUCCGGUGCUCCUGCCGCUGUCCCAAAGGCUGGCAGCCAGUGCACCCAAUCAACUGCUCAAGAUGCCAGCUGUUGUUAAGAAGUCGGUGCCAAGAGGGGCAGUUGUGCCCAUCACUCCGAUGCCUGCCUAUGCACACAUGGAAACCCCAGAACUGAAGGCACAGCUCGGCAGGUUUGGAGUUCGUCCUUUGCCAAAGCGGCAGAUGAUCCUGAAGCUGCGGGAGAUCCACCAGUACACACACCAGGUGGUCAGCUCCGACUCUGAAGACGAGGCCGUGGCACGGAGGCCCACCGCAAGAAGCCAUGCCCCUCCAAACCCACCCCCUCUCGGCGAGGGACAACGGCCCACCAGCACACAAGAGCAGGGACAUCCCGAGACGGAGUCUGAGUCCCUGGCGCCAUCCCAGGCUUCACACAGCGACGAAUCCUUCUCCUCCCAAAGGUCCAACCCCGAGGCGCUGGAGCCCUCUGAUGAUGAUGACGACGACGAGGCUGUGCCCCCAUCUCAGGUGGCAGCACGGGAGGCAGAGAAGAUGGCGGCUGUGAAGAAGUUGAUCCUGUCGAACCCUGACCUGCACCGCCAAGUGCUGCUCUAUGAGCCACUGGUGCUGUGCCAGCUGCAGGCCCACCUGAAGGAGGCCGGGGUCCGGCUGGGGGCUGCCAAGCUGCUCGAUUUCUUGGACUCUCACUGCAUCACCUUCACCACGGCAAAGCCGCACAGGCGCCAGCGGGGAACCAAGAAGAGCAAGGGGCCGCUGCCCAAGAAGGGGGGCCGUGCUGUGUCCUGACUGGCGUUUUAUUUAUUGGGGACAAAUGUACUCAAAAUAUAGUUUUGUAUUUUAAUUGA